This is a messenger RNA of Vavraia culicis subsp. floridensis, 1383 nucleotides long. RefSeq lists its product as uncharacterized. The transcript has a single exon. Lineage: Eukaryota; Fungi; Microsporidia; Pleistophoridae. The coding region runs from base 1 to 1383 and encodes 460 amino acids. The record is from RefSeq and is a predicted model, not a curated record.
AUGAAAUACGCUCUACUCAGUAUUAUCACAGUUCUAUGUCACGUACCAAGCAUCGUUGGAUCAUACCAGGACGAGACACGAAACAUCAUGCCAGAAAUGCCCUACUCUGCCACCAACAGCACGAUCACACAGCCAAUCACAAUAAUUUCUGACCCGCCGGAUGAGCAAGAAAGUCUGGUAACGAUCGAUUCAGACUCAGCCCAACAACCAGUAUCGGGUAACGAUGUUGACGAACACUCAGGCCCUACGGACUCGGAUGAGAACGCCCAAUCUGUCACAACAGAGGAGGAUACUGCCGCAGACACUCUCAACCAAGCGUUGGAUGUGCGUAUUCCGUAUACACUCUUUCGUGGGUUUAAGAUGCUUAACUUCGGAGUUGAAGACAAUUCACAGCAAUCGUCGGAAGGACUGGCGGAAUGCACGCCGGUACCAAACGGAAAUAAUGCCGACCAAGGUUUGAAUGCAGUUGGCACAAGGCCUGAAACAGAUUUGGAUGAUCACGGCACCGGAUCACAUAAUAUGAUUGAGCAGAGAUAUGUAGGAAGCUAUAUGUACUGUAUCGAUGCAGGAUCAAGCGAAGAAAUAACGGAGCAUCCUGACCUGUCAUCCUCAGCAGAAUCAUCAGAACUAAACGAUACUGCGGACGUACCGCCCUCAAGACCAUCGUUCAAGACAUGGAAAUUGAAUUUAAAUGGCCAUUUUGAGGCACCAGAUUUUGAAACUCAGCAGAAAGUUCUUGAUCUGUCAUUUUCUGACCAAACGAGUCCGACACCAAAAUGUAAGGAACCAUCAGAAAAAAACAAAUUGUUAACGUGUAGAGAUGCGUAUAAUCCACAAGCUAACGAUCAGUUCUGUUCAUAUUCCAUAACCGAUUUCAUUCAAGUGGAAUCAGCAGAUUCGGAUGAAGAUACUGGCGCUUUGUCCCCCAAGUCCGGAGAACAAAACUCUGAAUCCGUUGGUGCAUUGUCUGAAUCACCAACCGCAAGUACAAAUACCACUGUUUGCACGAAUAGCAGUUUAGUUAAACGGGUCGCCGCGAUAAAUACGAAGCUAGCCGGAUUAAGGAAAUUAAUAUGCAGCAACCAUAAACAUCUCACGGUAUCGGAUUACACAAGGCUGUUGAACUACCAAUUAUCCAUGUGCGAUUGCGUAAAUUUAAUGAUGAAGCGAUUUAAAACGAACACACAAAGCAUUUUGCAUCAUGAAGCUGCCGUAAAUUCUUGCGAGAAACUUCUCAAAAACAUUGAACAUCUCGUUGAAAGCUCAGUUGCAAUUUCAGACCCUGCCAAGGCAGCAGACUUAGAGGAACAAUUCUUGUUACUCGAUGCGGAACAUUCCGCCUUGAAAAGGAGCCUAAAAAAUCAGGAGUUUUGUAUUGGAUGA